Ochotona curzoniae (black-lipped pika) is the source of this 4275-nucleotide messenger RNA. Its product is annotated as zinc finger protein 174-like. The coding region runs from base 582 to 1802 and encodes 406 amino acids. The transcript has 3 exons. The record is from RefSeq and is a predicted model, not a curated record. NCBI's taxonomy places the organism in Eukaryota, Metazoa, Chordata, Mammalia, Lagomorpha, Ochotonidae.
CCGGGUCCUGGGUCCCCCGAGAGGUGAGUGGGCUGCAGGUGGGAGCUGCCGUGCCGCCCGGCAUGGAAGUGUCGCAGGCGCCGGACGAUUGUGCGCCACGUCACGUCAGCUUUGCUGAGGCGGCCUUGGGCGCCCGCCCUGUUCCCGCCCCGGGGAUUGCCAGCUGAGAUACCCGCCGCGGUGUGGCCUUCCCGGGCUCCGCCGUCGAGGUCCCGGCGCGAUGCUCCAGGCCAGUUUCGGUCCGAGGCGGGAGCGCUGGUGCAGGCUUCCUGUCAGACAACAUGCACUUGUGCCAGCCCGCUUCGUCUGAGGUCCUGUGGGCUCGGCCCUGAAGUGAAAGAACUCCUGGCGUCUCCUCCGGACGUUAUGGCUUUUCCCUCUUUGCGAGAUGGUGCACGAGGCCGCUGACACGACCCCCUUCCCAGGGCCCGUGCUCCCGAGCGUGGAGUGAAAGCCGGUCAGUGAGGACUGGCUCCCACCCAUCUCCCCCGGCCGCACCGUAUUUAGAGAGAGGGUUCUUCAGGGACAGGCUCCCGAAAGUUUGACUCGAGUUCGAGGGGAGUUGUGUCCUGAACCACACCAUGGCAGCUAAGAUGGAAAUCACCCUGAGCUCCAACCCUGAGGCCUCCAAGCAGGAGAGACACAUAAUAACGAAGCCAGAAGAGAAACGGGAAGCCACUCUCCCUGAACCUUGCCCGGACCCCGAGCUCUCCCGCCAGAGCUUCCGGCGCUUCUGUUACCAAGAGGUGUCUGGGCCCCACGAGGCGCUGGCCCGCCUGCACCUGCUGUGCCGGCAGUGGCUGCAGCCCGAGCUGCGCACCAAGGAGCAGAUCCUGGAGCUGCUGGUCAUGGAGCAGUUCCUGGUCAUCCUGCCCCCGGAGAUCCAGGCCCGGGUCAGGCAUCGGCGCCCCGCGAGUGGCAAGGAGAUGGUGAGGCUGGUGGAGGACUUCCAGAGGGCCGCCAAGAAGCCGAAACAGUGGGUGGCAGUCUGCAUGCAGGGGCAGAAAGUUCUGCUGGAGAAAACUGGAUCUCAACUUGAACAGGAGCUGCCUGACUUUCAACUGCACACUCUGCGAAGAGACCUCAGGGAAGAGUCUCUGGAGGAGCCUUCCCCGGCAGGAGGUCCUGACCAGCUCAGUCCCCACCCCUGGGAGAAAUCCCCACUCCUCCAGCAGCCAGCCCCCAAGCCGACCGGGACAGAGGCCCCCAGAAUGAGAAGUGACAACAAGGAAAACCCACAGCAGGAAACGGUUAAAGGAGCAAAGCCAUGUGCAGUGUCAGCUGGCAGAUCCAAGGGGAACGGGCUGCCAAGUCCAGAACCACGAGGGGCAAACAUGAGCGAGCCUCGGCUGUCCCGGAGGCAGGUUGGCUCUCCACAUGCUCAGAAACCAUUUGCUCACUACCAGAGACAUUGCAGGGAGCUGGAAUACACGAGCAGCCCCCUCAAAAACCACCCACUGAGGGAGCUGAAGAAAAGCAGAAGUGGGAAAAGAAGCCUGGGCAGCCGUUUGCAGCGUCUCGGGCACCAGCCAACCCGCUCAGCCAAGAAACCUUAUAAAUGCGAUGACUGUGGGAAAAGCUUCACAUGGAACUCAGAGCUGAAAAGACACAAGAGAGUGCACACGGGAGAGAGGCCCUAUACCUGCGGAGAGUGUGGGAACUGCUUCGGGCGGCAGUCGACCUUGAAGCUGCACCAGAGAAUCCAUACUGGGGAGAAGCCAUACCAGUGCAGCCAAUGUGGGAAAAGCUUUCGCCAGAGCUCCAACCUUCACCAGCAUCACAGGCUCCACCACGGGGACUGAGAGGAGCAUCUUGUGCCCAACGGCUGCCAGGCAGGACUCUGUGUUCCUCCUCCCCUCACCUGCAUGGGAACCAUAGUUCACCUGCGUGACUCAGGACAGCAGGAGGCCCUGGGGGAGGCGGGGGAGGAGCCCUAGAAGGGGCUGACAUGGAUCCCGACGGUACAUGGUAGUGAGAUGAAGACAUGGCAGGUGAAUGGCAGUCUCCGUGGAAAGCAAGUAUGGAGAAGCUACUGAGAGGGAAGCUGGACGACCCCUGGGCAGCUCCUCCUCUGAGGCUUUAUUUAUCUUCCAAAAUCCAUCAAAAGGUAGAUUCUGCAUAUGUCAUGCAUUUCCUGUCAUUCCAGACGAUGCAGUGAACCACCAGAGUUCCAGGCCGUGUUCCUGAGGCAGAAACACUUUCUGUGACAUCCUGCUGUUCAUGGCAAAGAAUAAAUUCCGUGAGAUGAUGUAUGUGCUGGUGUGAGGAAAGGGUUCCAAGGGAAAAAGAAAAAAGAAAAUCGUGGCUGAGGAAAAAGAAAAUGGCAUGUGGUUGCUGCAUUCCCGGCCUGAGAGGUAGAAAAAGCUACUGCAGUAAGCAAACCAUGGCUCAAGACCUCCCUGCACACACAGAGGGGAGUCCUCCCUGUUCUCCCUUCUCCCUGAGGCUGUUGGUUUCAGAAAUAACAAAAUAACUGGGGGGAUGAAAUGUCCUAAAAUUGCAUUAUGGUUGCAGAUGUCAGUAGAUUUACUAAAAAUCCUUGAAAUGCGUUAACUUUAUUAUACCUGAAUUUUACCUCAAUGAUGUUUUAAAAUAUGACAAAAUAUAUUUAUAUGAAAUGUCAGAGUCCCAGAAGAUCCUCUAACCCUACUCCCUCGUUCUCUAAGAAUACAAAUGAAGACUUAGUCACCCUGAGCAAGCCAGCUCAGUUUUCGGUGUGGGGACAGCUUUGGGCCAGUCAGGUUCUACCUUCUGUGAAGACAAGCAGGUGGCAUACCUCCUGGGUCCCUGCCAGUCACCCCAGGGUGCUCUCACAUCCCGUGUCUGCAAGUGCACACUCGUGGGCCUUUGCAUGCACCUCUGCUUGUGUCUUGGCCCAUGACACCCCACAGCUUCCUAGGUCAUGGGACAGCCUUCCUGCAGAGGCAUUCAGUCUGGCCACAGCCUUGCCCAUAGGAGGCAUUGGCAACAUUCAGAGACAGUCUGGGAAGAGCAGAGCCUCCAGGGAGGCAGUGUUCCUGGGGACCUCCAAGAAGGCAGAGGGUGGGCUUGUGCAGAUUAAGUAUCUCCUUGUAUCCAGGAAGGCCCCCAGCAACCAUCUGGCUUAGCUUCAGUGGUGCGGAGGUUGGGGGACAGCACCCUGUACUCCCCAGCUCUGUCAGGACUAAAACCUUGCCUCCAUCAUUGUAGCCCUUGCCCUCAGCCCACGUCCAGCCAAAAGAGGCAAGUGUUCAGUAAUUGAAUAGUUGACACCUUCUGUUUUCCCCAAGGACCCAUUUUGGGCUGAGUUCUGUGAUCCCAGGGAGUCAGUGGAAGCAAAGUGAUGCUUCUGUGUUUGGGGCAGAGGUUUACUGAAGCCCAAUGGCUUUCCUCCUAGCUGUGAUGGCCUUGGAGGCCUUCACCCAUGGUCUCCCACUGAGGGAUUUCCCGUCGGCACACAGCCUGUCUGUACCUCGCUCUAGCCUGCAGCCACUGGUCAGGGCCUCUGUAUUUCUCAUUCCGUUCCCCAGGCCCGUACCCCAUCCUGUUUUUCUAGGCCAGACCUUUCACUGUUGCAUAUAUGCCUCCGAGUCGUGGUCAUGUCUGUGUCAGUUCCUGUUGGUACUUAACAGAUGAUUGUGAAAGUUGGUGGCUUAAAACAAACUUCUGUGUGAGUCUGGAGGGCACAGGUCCAGAAUGAGCCUCGCUCUGCCAGAGCCAGGCUGUUCGAUUCCCCUUGGGAGACUCUGCGAGCGAGUCUGUGUGAUGGUCACCCAUGUCCUUUGGCUUAUGGGCCUGUCUUCCCUCCCCGCUCAUCACAUCAGCUGCUUGCCUGUUUCUGCUCCUUUGGUCUCCCUCUUCUGAGGAUCAUUAGAAUCCUCUUAGGCCUGGGAUGAUCUUCCUGUCUCAAGAUCCUGAACUAAUUACCCACUGUGAAGGCCAUGUGCUACAGAAAGGAGUGUAUCAAGUUCCAGGGCUUAAGAUGUGGAUAUGUGUUGUGUUUUUCUUCCCUUGGGGGAGAGGGGUGUACGAUGGCCACCAGACUUGCUCAUCUUCAGUCAACCUGGUCCACCAAAGAAGACCUCUCCCCAAAGAGAAGGAAUAUGGGUUUCUACUUCCCCUAUUUACAAAGCUUGCUCAACUGUGUAUUUCAAAGAACCUGUGUGUGUGCGUGUGUGUAGGUGUAUGUGUGUUUCUGCUCCUGCUGAUUGCAAAAUCAAUAACUAUAUAAUCUUGGUGUCUUUGGAUGAUGAACUGUUCAACUGUAGACAUUGAAUAAAUGUGAUGAGAUCGCCA